UGAUAGAACCCCAUAGUCUUAUAGUUAUACACUCUCCUCUUUUAUCUUCCCCAUCCCUCUCUGCCUAUCAAUUUCAAACCUCUGCUUUUAAACACUUACACUCUUUUACUUUCCUCUUCUUUUGGAUCAAAAUUAUAGACUUUUUUUUUUCUUUUUGAUUUUAACAAAAAAAAAGCCAUGGAAAUUGAUCAUUUAAAGUCUGCAACAACACAAGACCAGAUGGAGACGAUGAUGAUGCAAGCGGAGUAUAAUAUCUACAACGACGUCGUUCAAUUACCCCUUGCAAGUCCAAGCACUUUCGUCGAAAGCCCACCAUUUAUCACCGGUUCAACGCCGGGUCAACCACCGUCCACCGCCGUUUGUCCCGGUUUACUGAAGAAGAAUUCGAUGGGUGCAAUGAGGGAAAUGAUAUUCCGAAUAGCAGCAAUGCAACCGAUACAUAUAGACCCUGAAUCCGUCAAACCACCGAAGAGACGGAACGUGAAGAUAUCUAAAGACCCACAAAGUGUAGCGGCGAGGCACCGGCGAGAAAGGAUCAGUGAGAGAAUAAGGAUAUUGCAAAGAUUGGUCCCUGGUGGGACAAAAAUGGAUACCGCUUCAAUGUUGGAUGAAGCUAUUCAUUACGUUAAGUUCUUGAAAACACAAGUGCAAUCAUUGGAAAGAGCUGCCGCCGUUGGCGGUGGUGGGAUAGGGUUUCCUUUAGGUAUGUCAAAUGGUGAGAGUUUUUUUAGCAUGGGGAAAGGGUUUCAAUUGCAUCAAAAUGAUGGUGUUCAACAAUUUGGAGAUGUUUAGUGUAAAACUUGUAUAAAAACUCAUAAUCUUUUUUUCUAAUUAGAGAGUUUUAAAUGGAAUGUUCAAGGAGGGAACUGAUCAUUGAUUUUCAUGUAGUCCAUCUUGUGUUGGUAUUCAAAGUUGAAAUCUAUGACUAGAUAGCUAAAUUCCAAACUUUUCAUAAAAUUGGUUUGGACUUUCUAA
Molecule: messenger RNA, 975 nt
Organism: Gossypium raimondii (Peruvian cotton)
Lineage: Eukaryota; Viridiplantae; Streptophyta; Magnoliopsida; Malvales; Malvaceae
Product: transcription factor HEC2
Exons: 1
Coding region: 178-792 (204 amino acids)
Biological process (GO): regulation of DNA-templated transcription
Molecular function (GO): protein dimerization activity; DNA-binding transcription factor activity
Source: RefSeq, a predicted model, not a curated record